This is a messenger RNA of Medioppia subpectinata, 588 nucleotides long. Lineage: Eukaryota; Metazoa; Arthropoda; Arachnida; Sarcoptiformes; Oppiidae. The record is from the annotation of a GenBank genome assembly.
AUGUUCGGCGAUUGCGGUGUUUGUGGCGAUAAAGCAAUUGGCCGUAAUUUUGGUGCCAUUUCUUGCGAUUCUUGUAAAGCCUUUUUUAGAAGAAAUGUUCUGCAAAACGAUAUACCUGUGUGUCGUUUUGAUGGCAAUUGUAUUAUUAAUAUGAAAACACGGAAACGCUGUACGAGUUGUCGGAUGAAAAAGUGUAUUCAAAUGGGAAUGAAAUCAUCAGUCUAUAAUCCAACAAAUGUUUAUGAAAUGAAGGAUUUGUGUGAAAUUAACUACUCGUGCAAUAAGAUGAUGGACAGGGAUGUCGAGGAUCUGAUCUCUUUGACAAAGAACUUAAUGUCAUUCAAUAGCCUGUGUUUUAACGAUCAGUUGGCGCUCAUUAAGUACUCGUCGUUUGAGAUAAUAAUUCUCAGACAUUCAAUACAUUAUGAAAUUAAUACCGAUUACUGGACGUGGGUUUGGAAAUCUGACAAUUCAAGUAUCGGUGGCUUUAAAUUAAGUGCUUUUAAAUACGAGAAACGUGGUUUGACAGCAAUACUACUGUUUAACCCUAACCGACCAAAUCUAACGCACAGGGAUGUUGUCAAGUAA